This is a messenger RNA of Diachasma alloeum, 2678 nucleotides long. Its product is annotated as fukutin-related protein. The coding region runs from base 115 to 1605 and encodes 496 amino acids. Gene Ontology annotation, cellular component: Golgi apparatus. The transcript has 3 exons. NCBI's taxonomy places the organism in Eukaryota, Metazoa, Arthropoda, Insecta, Hymenoptera, Braconidae. Gene Ontology annotation, biological process: protein O-linked glycosylation via mannose. The record is from RefSeq and is a predicted model, not a curated record.
AAGAUGGUGGUCCACGAAGGGUUGUUGUUUCAAAAGUGAAGUUCCAAAAUCCCCCUAAAGUCCACCCACCAAAGCUCGCAAAUUAAAAUGCUGUCAACAAUCGACUGAACAAUAAUGCGAGUGAAGUUCGUGCGAACAUUGUUGGUGCUAGCUCUCCUCGGUAACAUAAUAAUAUGGCACAAAAUAUGGUGGCUAUUUACGUCCCAACACUUGUCGAGACCGGCAACCUCGUCAGCCCCAUCAAGUCACGACACUCCGCAACGACUUCACCGUCGAUUAGCGCGUCUUGUUACAAUAGUAGUGAGACAAUUCGAGACAUUCGAGAAUGACGUUGCGGCGACGGUUGAAUCCGUCCUCAAUUCCUUUCCUGCCAUGCCCAUUCUCAUUGUUUGUAAUGAGCUGCCUUACCCGCCACUCGAAAUCAACUUUUCAAAUGAUACAUUCAAGAACGUACGGCUGAUUAAUCUUCAGCCUGAGUUUAACAAGUCGUUUGAUGAGAGAAAUCCACUCUACUAUGUUCGCACGAAAUUCGUACUCUUUCUCCCGGAUUCAGCGAGGAUAUCCAGUAAACAAGUGGUACAGGAAGCUGUCACUAAGACCUCUCGCACUGGUGCAGUAGCGAUACCAGUGGGUAAGAAUCAGCUCGCAUGUCUCGAACUGACUCUGAAAAUAAGGGAAUGGAGCUUGCGGUUAUCGAAAGUACCUGGACAACUGUGUGACGCUGUCAUGGGGAGACACGCCACCAUGAUUGACGUUAAUGCGCUCAAGAAACUAUCGGAUCCAUUCAUGUUGCCGUUCACGGAGAGUUUUUAUAUACAGACGAGUGUCACUGGUCUGAAGAUUCAGCUGAUGCACCACCAGUUGAACGAGGGAAAGCCCCUCUUCCGGAGUCAGCAGUCCCAGUGGAAGCUGCAACAGCUCCACCAGCGACGGGAGAGGUCAAUGUUCGAGAGAUUCGGCAUAAAAAAAGUGACGAGAACCAGCGGUUCAGUGGACUGGUACGGAUGCUCGAGGGAGACUCAGCGUUGCUUUGGCUCAAUUGUGAAUGGAGUGCCCUCGUACCUCUACCAGAAUCGUUACACCCCGCCCUGCUGUCUGGCGGGACUGAGGAAAGUCGCUCACCACGUGUUCGAUAAUCUGGAGAAGGCGGGGAUCAGGUACUGGUUAGAGGGGAGUUCCCUUCUGGGGGCGAUGCGGAACGGGGACAUUCUCCCCUGGGACUACCAGGUGGAGGUAGGGGUUAAUCGGGAUGACCUCAGUCGAUGCCCCUGGCUGGUCAAAGCGAGGAACAAACCCAUCGCUGAUAACUACGGGUUCGUCUGGGAGAAAGCUACUGAGGGGGAGUUCUUCAAAGUCCAGUACUCGAAGUCGAAUAGACUGCACGUCAAUCUGCUGCCGUUUUAUGUCAAGAAUGGCACGAUGGUUAGGGACUCGUGGUUUCUGAAGAACAGGGACUUUCCGGACCAGUUCCUCCAUCCAAUGUCCAAUAUUGAGUUCGCGGGGAGGCUGGUGUCUAGUCCGAAUAACAUCAGAGAUUUUCUGGAGAUCAAGUAUUAUAAAGGGGUUGUAGAGAAUCCGGAAUUACCUGGGAAGAUAUUUAAUUGAUUUUGUUCAUUUUCGACGGGUUGAUUGUUGAAUUAUCUUGGUGACGCGAGAUUUCAGGAGAAUAGUGGAGAAUUUUUCUUGAGAAAAAGGUAAAGGAAAGGUCUCUUGGUAUUGGGAAUGUCUCAAUUUAAAUGCUUUAGGGAUAAAUAAACAAUCAACAAGAACGUCGAAAUCUACUCUAAUUACGUUUUAUAAUUUUUCCGCUGAAAUUAAUGAUUUAUUUACACUUUUUUAAUCGCGAUGAACGGUGCGAGAAUUCACUCUUACAAAAACAUUGAAACUUCACAGGAAAUUCAUUGGAAUUUCCAACUCUUCAGUGUCAAGAAGACGAGGAUUGUUCAAUUUUCUCGAAUUUUCAAUUAAAUCAUUCAAACAAAACCAUUAUUUGAAAUUCGAAGAGUAUUUAAACAGAAUUUUCCUGAUUUUUAUCAAUUUUCAUUGAUAUUACAGUUUUCAUUUGUUAUUUUCAAUUACAAAUUGCGAAUUUUUGAUGGAGAAAUUCCUUGAAAUUUCCAUGGAACUUUCUCCCGAUUAGAAUUUUCACGAAGUUUACCAACAGUUUUCGCCGAAAUUUUUUAACAGCCCAAUUGUUUGUUUUCAAAUGAUUGGCGAAUUCUAAAAAAUUUCAAUAUUUUUUUCCAAAAUAUUAAAGUGAGAGAUGUUCUUAUGGAGGCCAAUCGUUAUGGAAUAUUUUUGUACAUUAACUAGAAUCAAUUACGAUCAACAAAUGGUUUCAACCUGUGAAUCAUCAACGCACAGGUGUUCCCAAGUAUCAAUUACCAAUAAUUCAACUGCUCGUUUAUCUCCGUAAUUGUUGCCCCUCAAUUUUCAAUAAUACCAGCGAAAACCAAUUUUUCGAUGUAUAGUGCCAACGUUAUCUCAACUUACCAGCGAACAAAUUAUGAAUUUUUCUAUCGGACGUCUAGGUAUUACGCAAUAAGAAAAUCUAUAUUGUAUACUCAUCAAAAUCGAUUUUAAUUUGUCACUGAGUGGAACUGUAUAGAUACGUCAGGGUCUAGGAAUAUUUUCUCUCGAUAAAGUAUGUAAAUUUUAUUCAAUAAUAAAAAUUCAUG